Messenger RNA from Capsicum annuum, 708 nucleotides. RefSeq names its product serine/threonine-protein kinase Nek6-like. The record is from RefSeq and is a predicted model, not a curated record. The transcript is spliced from 2 exons. Lineage: Eukaryota; Viridiplantae; Streptophyta; Magnoliopsida; Solanales; Solanaceae. The coding region runs from base 1 to 708 and encodes 235 amino acids.
AUGAGUGAGGCAGCUUCCGAGGAACAAGAACAUAUUUCUCCGGAGCAUGUUAGUCGAUUUGAUGAAGGUGAUACAAAGAAUAACAAGACAAAAGAGCUUGAGGUGUUGAGCAGUCCACUGGACCAUGAGGAAGCAGAUAUAGUGGAAUGUAUCUCCGCAAAAUCUAGCAGAACGACAUUGUCUGAUGGAAGAUUCAACGAUAAAACACGAUCCUUCGAUGAAGAAAGCACUUCAUCUAAUUCACAGUCGGCAAAACCAGAUCCAAAGGCAGCACCAAGACGCUGUGUUGCUGAAACUGAAAAUGGUAGUGAGUGUAGAGAAGUUGCUAUUGACUGCUUGUCAACUGAAAGCGAUGGUUCACUUCUACACAAAGACGAGCUAGAAAAGAAAGCAACAGCAGUUUAUGACACCAAACCGGCUAAGAAAGAUGCUCUUCGAGCACUGGAUGAUAACGUUUCGCAGCUCAAGUCACUAGCCGCAUUAACUAGUAAGGAGGACAAAGACGACUGGGGUAAUCCCACUGAACAAAGAGCUGAAGCUUUAGAGUCUCUUUUGGAGGUUUGUGCGCGACUACUUAAGCAGGAAAAAAUCGAUGAGCUUGCUGGUGUGCAGAAACCAUUCAAGGAUAAUGGAAUGUCGUCUAGAGAAACAGCAAUCUGGUUGACAAAAAGUCUCAUGACUACACAAAAGUUGUCCAAGGGGUUGUGA